AGCCAUUUUGAACCCUUCAUUUCUAUUCUACAAUUGAGAAAAAAAAAUCUUUGUGAAAUAAGACUAAAGUGUGUAGUGGAUAUGAGUUACAAUACAAGAUCAAGAGGGAAGAUGUAUGGGGGAACUAUUGAGGCAAUGCCUGGACAUCCAGAAACAAGGGGUGUGGUCAGUUCUCGCUCAAAACAGGAAAAGGUGUUUUCAGAUCCUCAGUCUGUUUCCCCAGCUUCACCAUUUUAUGAGAGUUUUAAAACAUUUGGACUUCAGGAUGAACCGCCUGAUUAUAUUAAGAAUCCUGAUGCUCCAAAGAAGAAUGGCACAUCUUGUGUUAUCACUGGUAACACCCCUGGAAAGAAUAAAGUCAUGGCUCCAAGAAGUGAAGACAUUUCAACCAGACUGCCCGAGAAAGACUUGUCGGAGAAAGAUGAAACGAUAGAAGAUUACAAACUGACAACCAAUGUCACAAUAGAUCUCUUAGAUCAGAUGAUAAAUGAUCAUGGCAUCAGUACGAGUUUUGGUCAGCAUGUGGAUGUGAGGGUGUCGGAACCACAGUCUUUACCACAGCAACAGUUCCAAGUGGCAGAACAUCAGAACCAGGAUGUAGAAUCACAGGCUCUUCCCAUCAAAGAGCUGACCCUUUUUGAUAACCAGACUUCUGUGUAUCACGAUCUAACUGGUCAAGAAUGCAGUCCAAGUACUGGUAAAUGCCAGAGCCAGGGUGUUGGUUACCAGGUUGAAGAUGAAAGAUUGGAUGUAGAUACUUCUACCUACCUCUCAGAAGCCAACAAAGCUUUGCAUGAUGAUAUUGCCAUGAUAAACACAGAGAUUGAUACAUGUACUGACACAGAGUUGUCAGAGUACCUGAUGGGAAUUGACAAUGCCACUGAGCAGGAAAUGACCUGUGGGGAUUUAAUGUUGGAAUUACCCCUGGACAGCUGUGUUCUAGAUGCCAUUAUCUAUGGAACAGAAAAGGCUGUUGGUGAACUGGCAAACAAUCAUAAAAAUGAAAUCUUGAACACUGGUGUCCAUGGAGUGUAUACUGACCCGAGAUUUGAGGUUUUGAAAUCAGAGUUCCAGGAUCCCCCCAGUAUUUACUCCACACUCCUUGGAAAGGGCACAUUUGGAGUGGCCAUCAAGUGCAUUGUAUCAGAUGAUUUUGUGUUUGUAAAAAAGAAGGUGACACAGAAGUUCCACCCAGAGGAGGCCAUAUUUACUCUGAGUAACACACAUCCAAAUAUCAUCAAGUCCUAUGCAUUGGUACUGAGACAUGGAACACCAGAAAUCAUAAUGGAGUAUGCUGGUCAGUCACUGCUGAGCCUGUUGAAUGAGAAGAAGACCCUCCCUGAAGUCACUAUAUGGUCUUUGACCUGGGAGUUCUGUAAUGGCCUGUCUUAUCUGGAUUCGAAAAAUGUUAUUCACUUUGAUAUCAAACCUGAGAAUAUUUUUGUGAUGGAGGAUGAAGAAGGAGGUUACCUUCUGAAGAUUGGUGACUUUGGCUCGGCCAGAAUGCCAGAAGGCCCCAUUGAAAUGACCGCCUGGACCCCCGAAUACUUGGCACCAGAGAUGGCUAAGCUUUUCCUCAGAAAGAACUUCCCCCCUCAUGUCCUGAAAAUUAAACAGACAGAGCAGGAUAUUGAAGCAAGUCUCCAACCCAAGACAGACAUGUAUCCUGCCGGUCUCGUGGUGUGCUUCAUGUAUGUAGGGGAGCAUCUACUGCUUCAGUACAUCAGGAGAGCUAAGCCAGAUGUUACAGAUGAGAAACAACAAAGACUGGCUGUGAUUGGACAUGUGUCCCAUGAGACAGAGUUAGGUGUAAGUUUGAUUCCAGAGGCCGCUGGACCAGAAAUGAAGGCUGUGCUGCUGGGAAUGCUGCAAUAUGAUGUGACCAAGCGUGCCUCUGCCAAGAAAACACUGGAACUUAUGACAACCCUCUCAGCCCAGAAAAACAAUGAAAACAAAGUUACACUGAGUAAAGGGAUAAAACCACAAGUGCUUAAAAUCCCUGUCGGCUCUGAAGGGGUUAACAGUAAGGAAAAGAGGAUACUACCUGUCAAAUCCAAGGCAAGAAACAGAAGGUCAAGGUCAAGGAAAGAAUGUGAGCCCCUGACUUCACAGAUGCCUCAGAUGUCACGGAAGGCAGAGGAAAUCCUGAGUGAGAACAAGCAACUGAGAAAACGUAUUGUUAGAAGUGAACUGAAGAGAAAGUUACAAACCCGUCCCACUGCAGCUGUGGCAGCAAAAGUCGUAAAAACUGGGGAGGCAAAGGAAGAAAUAGAUCAUAGCCAAGGAGGGAUCAGUGAGGGUAGUCAGGUAGGAGGCUUCAGUGAGCAGUUUGUCCCCCUGGAGCAACCCUUCCCAGAGAUUCAGAUCAGUGAACAUCAACAUCCUGUCUGUCAGGCUGAAGAUGAUUGGUCCAUUCAGGAAUCUGCUGCUCCUGGCAAUAUGCCAGAUUUUGGAUGUCUUGGGAUUGAUGACAAUUAGAGCAAUGGCGUUAGCUUGUUUGAUUAGUUUAAUUUUUUUUGGGGGGGGGUGUUUAAUUUUAAGGGUUGAAUCUCUGUAACAAUUGAAUGAUCUUUUUUGCCUAAUGUUUGUCUUUUAUUAUACGAAUUUGUCAUUGUUUUUUUUUUUUGGUUUAGUAAAUGUAGAGCAUUUAAAUUAUCAAAUGUUUGCAUGCUUCAUCAAAUUUGUUGCUCAUGGUGAAAUAUCAUAUCUGUGAAAUACGAGGGCCGUUCAAAAAUUACGCGGACUUGUUGUACAGAAAAUAUAUUUGACGACAUAAUUAAGCAAAAAGUCAUAAAUAAUAUAAAAGAAUCUUUUCAUAUAUGAUCAUCAAAAUUUCAAAUCAAAAUAUUGUAAAUUGGUUUCAAUUUCAAGUGAUUUAACAGGACAUCUCAUGAAGUCACGGCGCAGUAAAACUUUCAACGUCACGGGCAUUUUUAAAAAUGGGAGCUUUCAUUUUCUCAAUAUUUUCCCUUAGUAUUUGAUACUGUAUAAUUUGGGUUACCUUAUCCACUCAGAAUAAACAUCCAUAUACCAUUUCCGAUUCAGGUUAAAAACUAUAAAACUAUUAUUAUGUGUUUUAGUUUGUGUUAAAACCUAAAUCUCCAGAUAUUUCUGAAGUAAAGUUUGACGUAAGUCGAUCUCAAUCACAUUCUUAACAGCCCAGAUCAGUGUUUUGUCGAUGAACUUCUUCCAUUCCUCCCGGAUUACCUUUUGACUAAGGUCUAACAGUCUAAAAUUCUUUUUUACAUUUUGUAUAGAUGUGUCGGAUAUUCCGCUGGUUUACUACAUGUUUCAUUAGGAUUAUUUUGGGUAAUUAUUGGCGUUUUCCCAGCAUGAUUAAUGAUGUGAUAAAAGUGCGCUGCUCCGUCAAAUCACGAGACGUCAUUUUUGCAGUUGAUUCGUAGGGGUUACAUCGGAGAAAAAUUACAAUAUUUCUGUUAGUACUUCAAAUAUUACGCCAGAAAUCUAAAUACUUAAUAAUAAAACAAUAAAAAGAAAUUUUAGAGAAAAUUGAUGAAUAAUAUCGUGAAAUAUAGAAAAUAAAUGAAUAAAAUUUUGGAUACCGCAUGUUUGUUCUUUAACAUUUUUGCCGUGCACCGUAUAUCAUCAUCAGCAGUAUCAAAACGGCAAUAAUUUUAUGAGAUAUUAAAUAAAAUCAAAAAAUUUUACCAAGAAUUUAUUUGAAUCUUUAAGAAAUAUGUUCCUGUUAAUUUUCAAUUCUAUAUGACGUCUGUAAGAGUAAAUAAUAGCAGAGUCCGCGUAAUUUUUGAACGGCCCUCGUACAUGUUCAUAUUUAUGUUACAAUUUUAAGCAAAAAAAACUAAAUCUCAUUGUAUAUAUAUACAUGUAUAUGUACUUUUAAAAAAAGCUAGUGUGUGUAGCAUUGUUUGUGUUUGAAGUUACAUGUGGAAAGUUCCUGAGUCAUUUUAUUUAAUAAUUAUUUUUUACAAAUGGAAUGUAUAUUUUUUUUUAACCAUUAUUUAUUAUAUGUAAUAAUAUCAGUUAUUGUCAGUGAGCAUAAAAUGUAGGUGUAAAAUAUUUGUGUAUUGGUAGAUGAAAUAUCAGACUCAAGUACCAUUGAAUAUUUGUACAGAUGCAUGUCAUUUUCUUUAGAAUUUUUUUAAUAAAUACAGGCUUGAAAAAUG
This is a messenger RNA of Saccostrea echinata, 4145 nucleotides long. RefSeq lists its product as uncharacterized. Gene Ontology annotation, biological process: protein phosphorylation. Lineage: Eukaryota; Metazoa; Mollusca; Bivalvia; Ostreida; Ostreidae. Gene Ontology annotation, cellular component: cytoplasm. The transcript is spliced from 11 exons. The coding region runs from base 82 to 2478 and encodes 798 amino acids. The record is from RefSeq and is a predicted model, not a curated record. Gene Ontology annotation, molecular function: protein serine/threonine kinase activity; ATP binding.